Messenger RNA from Puntigrus tetrazona (Sumatra barb), 8169 nucleotides. It is a transcript of the gene kmt5c, whose product is annotated as lysine methyltransferase 5C. The transcript is spliced from 9 exons. Gene Ontology annotation, cellular component: nucleus. Gene Ontology annotation, molecular function: protein binding; histone H4K20 methyltransferase activity. NCBI's taxonomy places the organism in Eukaryota, Metazoa, Chordata, Actinopteri, Cypriniformes, Cyprinidae. The record is from RefSeq and is a predicted model, not a curated record. Bases 322 to 6684 code for a protein of 2120 amino acids.
CACCCUGGAUGUCAAGGAUUGGUUGAAUUCACCUCCAGGACUAGACUUCUACUACGUUCGAAAACAAACGCAGUAUAGAAAAAUUAAUGCUAGUAUCACACGCAAAUCGCCUCAACGGCACUGUCAGUUUUCCGGGUUAGAAUCAUAUAUCCGCAGCAGAAACGUCAAAAUCAUGGAAUAUGGGGAUAUCGGGAGCAUAUGGCAGCAACGCUCGUAGCCAACAGGAAGAGCUAGCCUGCUAGCUUACAGACGAAUUUCACUACGGACAAAUCGAACAGAGAAUUGAAGGAUAGCCCGUCAGCAUGUUGAUGGUGGGCGACCAUGGAGGGAUCUUAUAGAAUGAGUGUGAGAGAGCUUUGUGAGACAGAUGAUCUGGCAACGAGUCUGGUGCUGGAUCCCUUACUGGGGUUCAGCACCCAUAAGAUGAACAUAAGUCCUCCCCCCGAGAUCCGGCGAUGGGGUUACCUCAGAGAAACACUUUUGCGGUUCAAACGCACACAUGACUUCCAGGCCACCUUUGAUGCCCUGUUGGAUGGGGAAUGGGUCAGCGGCUAUUUCACGGGACUGGGUUCACACCGACAGGAGCUGCUGAAGCAACAUAUGUAUCGUUAUAUGACAGCAUUUCUGUUGGACAGUGGAGUGAACAUUGAGCCAUGUAAUCGCUAUUCCUCUGAGACUAAUGGAGCCAAAAUCACAUCCACCCGAAACUGGCUUGUGGGAGAACGGGUGGAGGUCCUGCAGGGCUGUAUAGCUGAGCUGAGUCCUGAGGAUAGUGCCGUCCUCAGAGCGGGAGUGAAUGACUUCAGUGUCAUGUAUUCGACGCGCAAGAGAUGUGCUCAGCUCUGGCUGGGGCCCGCUGCCUUUAUCAAUCACGACUGCAGACCCAACUGUAAGUUUGUCCCUGGAGAUAAGAAUGGAGCUUGUGUAAAAGUGAUGCGGCCCAUCUCACCGGGGGAGGAGAUUACCUGUUACUAUGGGGACAGCUUUUUUGGAGAGAAUAAUGAAAUGUGUGAAUGUUGCACAUGUGAGAGGAGAGGAGAGGGAUCAUUUAAGAAGAGAGACCAGUUACCAGAUGAGACUUGCCCUGGGGAUCCUUCAGCACAGAAAUAUGAGUUCAGAGAGACUGACCUAAGGCUUAACAGGAAUAGGGGAAAUGGCACCCCAAAGUCAUUUCUCACUGUAUCAAACUCAGCCUUGCCAGUGGGAAAAUUUCCCCAACGGACAAAGAGGAACGCCCUUGUUUUGAGCAAAAUGCGAAAGUCUGAUAGGUGGAGGAGGGAGGAGCAUUGCAAACAGGUGGAAAAGAGGACACAAAACAUCUUAUCAUCUUUGCCUCACCUCAAGCUAAAGGAGCUGAGCAUCUGCCUCUAUCAGCACAGCACAAAUUUUCUAUUAAGCUGUAAGGACCCUUUAAGCAAAGAAAGGGCCCUGCUAUACCUAAUUGAGAGAGAGCGACCAAUAGCAGAGAGGAUAACAAAGAACAGCAAAUCUGUCUCUCCACCUUUCAGUAGUGCUAACAUAAAUGGACCGGAGGAUAGAAAAGAUGAGGAUGGAGAAAUAUUAAAUGGAGACCCCGUAAUUAGUUUUAAACCCUUUACUCUUGGAUGUGUUUCCAGUUUACAUGAAAGAGACAGCAUGAAGGCCAAGGGACGUAACAUUGAUGCAUCAUCUGUCAGAAUUGUCCACCAGGGCAUUUCCUCAAGGACCAGGAAUAUUCUUCGUAGUCGUCUGAGCAGUCUCCAAUCAAGGAGCCAAUCUAAACUCUCCAGAUUCAGCAAAAGGAGGACCAGACUGAUCAAAUCUAAUGCUAAACUCUCUGCAGGGCCAAAUGAAUGUGCUGACUCGCAGACACAAGAUGGUAGCAAGCAGGAAGGAAGCGAGUUUGAGUCCAAGAACACUGCUAACCCUGGUUUAAUCUCCACAGGUAAACCAUGUAAUGAUAAACAUGUACAGGUUGAUGGAGACACUGGAACUAACCGUGACAAAUCAUCACAAACAGAGAGCACGGCGAUCACAGAGACUCAGCAGAGUGUCUUUAGGGAUUGCUUCAGGGAAGUGGCUGGCGACAGGAGGCACUUCAACGGUUCCAUUGCUCCUGGGGCAGGUGAUGUUAGUGCUUGUGUAGCUUCAGAGACCUCAGGGGAUAACAAGCAAAACCACAGGCUGUCUGUCUCUUCUAGUGCUGUUAGCGAUACAUCGUUCUUGUCUUCACCAUUUCUUAAUAGUCCUGUGUCUUUCCACUCAGGGUUAAAUCGUUACCUCAGAGUCAGUCUGGUCAGGGUGGCUAUUCCAGGAAAGCCCAAGGUUGAAAGUACAGGUCAGAAGGAGGCAGACAGUAGAAGAGACAAGGUUACAGCACCAGCAGCAGCAUCAGUACAGCAAAACACAAAAUAUAAUGGCAGCAAAGACAGCAAUAGACAAGGUAAGAAAGGGGUAAAGGAGUUGUAUUUCACACCAGUCAAUAUGGAGAGUGCAGAUAAAUACAUAAAAGUAACAUGUGAUUUAGAGACUGGCAAAAACACAGUCACACAACCUGUUUCAAAAGAACUGGUGGAUGUGUUGGGUAAGGAUAGCCACAGUGAACAUGCAGUUGAAGCUAAGCAAGAUGAUAAAGCUGUAACGGUUGAGUCUGUUGAAGUUACAAUUCCCAAAAAUUCUGAAGUUGUUGUGCAGAAACAGAAAAGAACAGAUAAGUAUGAGAAACGAACACAUGUUCAAUGCAUACCUGAGGUGCAGAAUAAAGAAAGCAUGAUCAAGAAGCAGGAAAGAGGAACUGAUGAAGAAAAUCCCUUGAAAAAGAAAGUGAUAACAGCAUGUUUUGGUAGCAGGACUGUUGUUGUUAAAGAGGCAAAGGUACUGUUGAAGGAUAUUAGAAAGAAUUUGAGUUGCAAGUUUAGUCAACAAGAUAAGGUAACUAAUGAUCACCAUCCUCCGUGCAGUUGCAGUGGGAAAGGAGAACCUAGUAAUAUAAGGACACUAUCACUUACUGACAAUAAAAAGACAAAGAACAAGCAUGAAGCACUUAAUAACAGGAAUGAGAACUGUAAUAAAGGACUCGCUGCAGCUGAUCAGCCAAAUAUACAUGAAGAUACUCAAGUGAAACAGUCAGAAAACACUUUGAUUUCAUCUGAACCUCCACCCACUUGCAAGGUUUCUCUGGAUCACAGUCCUCAGAGCAGCAUUCCUCUAAAGAAACGAGCAUUUCGAGAAUCGCUUGAUACAGACCCAGAACAGGAUGUUAAUGUACCUGCAGCACCAUGUACUGAUGUUAGUAAAGGCAAAGAACCCACUUCGGACAAUCUGUUACCUAAGCCAAGCGAAAGCAGCACAACAUUGUUGAAAUUUUCAGAAGCAGAAUCAAGUUUAACUCUCAAAGCCAGUGUUGGCGUUGGGUCCAAAAAGCGUGGUUCAUCCAAGUUAAUAAAGAUUCCAUCUAAACAAUACUCUAAAGCUCUUCACAGUUCUCAUCGUGGACCAGGGCGAAACAAUGCCCGACUUUGUGAAUACAGAGAUGGUACAAGUAAUGUACAUGUUUGUGAGCGGACAAUCAAUGACCUCAAGCAUGAAACAUCUAAAAUUGCUGAAACAGUCAUUUGUAAUAUUGGAGAGGGAGAUCAAGAGAAAAGUGACAAAGGAGUAGAAGGAAGAAAUAAAGGACCAGGGAACUGUGAGAUUAUGGAUGAUACUGAACAUGCCAUCAACGAUGAGCUGUCUACCUCAAAUGUUUCAGAUAACAUGGAAGAAGACCAGAAGCUCAACGUCAGAAUACGCCUUAAGAGGAAAAGGGGAAAGGAAUGGGCAAUGGAGUGCACAGACGAUGCAAAAAGUGUUGCAGACAAGUCAAACCCACAGCAAUGCCUGGCUUUAGUUGACCCUUUUAGGGCCAUUUUGGAUUCUGUCUCGAUUUUAAAUGCAGAAAUGGAAAGGAUUCGAGGUCAUGGGGAGGCUGAUAAUGGCGUUGGAUUGGAGAAAGCCACCAAAGCAGUUCAAGACGUGCUGGAGCAUUGCAGAAAAGAAUGUGCAGCUAAGCCAUGUAAAAGACAACAAAAAAUAUCAGCUGUUUGCAUUAACAAGAAGAACAUUAGUACACCAAAAGAAAUUGUUCAAGACUGUGGUGAUGUUACAGACAAGCAACUACAGCAAAAAUCAUCUGAUCCAAAAAUCGAGGCAGACAUUGAUGACAUUAAACCGUUACCUCUGAUUAGAUUGUGCAGGAGAGCUGAAGGCAAGUGGGAGGUGGAGUGGAAAGAAGCGCACAAUGAAGAUGAGAGCACUGAUACUGAGCACGGGGAGCCAAAGAAAUUAACAUCUGUCUUCUCUACAGCAGCAGUAGUGGAACAGACACCUCUUGGCAAUGUUAAAGACGAAAACCCAUCUCAAUGCCAGCAACUUAUGACGGGGCGUAUGUGCACCAAGGGGACAGAGACCUUCAGAGAUCCCCUGAGUUUUGAGACUUCACCCUUACCAUUAUCUCUUUCACCUUUGUCACUUUACUCUCCCGGUUAUGAUGGGCUGGCAGGAGUUAGUAAUGUCAGUGGGAGUGUUCAAGCAAAAGAGAAUGCAAGAGAGCAGGUUUCAGACAAUUUCGAAAGUUUUAAGGCUGCAGUUAGUAGAAGUGACAGUAAAGGAAGGAGUGACAUUUGCUUGAGUCACAAUUUGUUACAGAUUAACAAAAGUCUGUCAAAACUCCAGGCUCUGAGCCAGCCACAGGUAUGUGAGAAAAGUGUGCCCACUAACACUAGUAUAAACACCUCUCAAAUUCAGUCUCCUCCCAUCUCUCCCUUUACCACAGAUUGUAGCUUUAGUAACUAUUCAGAAGAUGUGCUUGACUUUCCAUGUUUAAAUCUUGAAAGCUACGAUCAGAUGCCUCCACAAAACAACUUAGCAGGCUCUUUAAUAGAUUACUGUCCUGGUGAACCACAUAACACUGGGUCCUUCAGCAGCCCCUUCUCCCAAAGUCCUACCGAUGCAUGGAAUCCGGAGACCCCUUACCUAGGAUCACCAAGCCCAGUGAGUAACUUUAGUAGUGACGAAGAGCUAAAUUUCCCGGAUAUUGUCUUUGCUCAGUCAGACACAUCUUCAUCUAUUGGUGCAUCUCAACUCAAUCUCUUCAGAGAUAAGCUCUGUAGUACAGCCACAAGUUCUGUUCCUCUGCAAGACCCUGAGAAAGAUCUGUACUUGUCUGAUGGCGAGCUGUCAAAAACUCCAAUAGAGCUCCAGGUCCAGGAAGAUUCAGCAACACAGUUUCUCCCCAAAGACUUUACCAUGUUUAACAGUGCUUCUACAAGUGCUAAACAGCCUGGGCACUUAAAUUUACGCCUGCAUCCUCAGGAUAAAAAGUUAAGCUUUUUUGAUUCCAUUGUUAACUUGAAGUCCUCAGAGCCAGGCCUUGCUAAAAUUGAUGGUAAAGACAAUGGACCUCUCAACCUGCAUAGCUCAAAAGCUAAAUCCGAAUCCGUCUUUCCAAACCAGACAACACAAAGUCUACAUGGUGCCGGACCUCAAAGUAACCUUGUUACACCCUUCCAUGCUGAUUAUCCAGGUGCAUUCAACUCUGGCAAUGCAUUUUUUCGUAGCAAUGACAAGAAGCUUCCUUUUUUUUCAAACCCCAAGAAUGUCUUGAAAAGCGAGGAAGGCCAAAACGCUUGUCGAGUUUCUGUAGCUGCUGGCAGCUUAAAAUCUCACAACAACCUGGAAAGCAUCUAUGCUUAUCCAGGUACGUCAAGUUCUCACAGUGGAAAAGAGUCUUCUGCUAGAUGCCAUAAUGCUGGGUUUUUAAGAUUGGCUGAAAGUCAGCAAAAAAACCCAAAAAACAUGCCUUCCAAACAGUACCCCUCUAAUCUCAUUCCGCAAGGUGAUCGCAUUCACCCCGUUUACUUCAUCAGCUCUAGCAAAACCACAACCAACUUUUUCAAGAACAAUGCAGGCCUAAAGUCCCAGAUCUCAAGAAGUGAUAAAGAUCCAUCCCUGUCCUCCACAUUUUUAUUUCCCUCAUCUCAAAGUUCUCAAUGUUACAGUACGACACAAAGCAAACUCUCAAAAUUGGAAAAACCUCAUGCUGUCGUGGCUCCCACUCAAAACACUCAGCUUUCUGGAGUGUCUUCUAUCCAGCUCAAUAAGAAUCCGAUGUGUUCAAACAUUUCUGAUUUCAACUUCAGCUCCUCUCUUUCACCUCCUGCGUCGCAGCACAGCAGUCCUCAUUUGGGAUACAGAGAAUCCUCAAUCCAUGAGGUCCCAUUGAUUAAAACUCAGUCAACCACCUUUGAACAUGGUCAAACUCCUCACCAGUCGUACGUAGUAAACUUCACCGGAGAUCAUUCCCUGACUCUGGGCUACAGUGAGGAUGGUGAAAACUUGAAUUAUUCCGGUUCAGGACCUGCAAAUUACACUUAUCAUUGUCUAAUGGAGCCUUCGGGAACACAAGGAAGGCUGGUCGUGGAAGCAUGUGGUCCCUCUAACUUCUCAUCUGCUCCUUCUGUGAGUAGGUGUGCAGGGUCUAAAGGCCACGGAGGCCAAAACGGUAAGGAACAGCAGCAUCAGGGGACAGGAACUCACCCAUAUAAUUCUUUACACUUCUCCACCUCCCACUCGCAAAGCACCCCUAUAACGGAGCGCAAGCCUAAGAGACUUAGGCUCGUGGUGACUGACGGUACAGUGGAUCUGGACCUACAAUAUACUGAUUAAUAACGACCAUUUGUCGUUGAUAUGCUGAGACUUUAUUUAUUUAAAACAACUUCGAUGUAAUGAGAUGUUCUUUUUGUUUUCAUUAAACUUGUACCAUGUAAAAUGUCCUGUUCUUAGCAUUGAAACAGAUUUUCUUGAAAUAUUUAAAUACAUAUUUUUAUUAGCACACACUUAAAUAACUUAGUUAUUUGUAUGCUACAUGAAUUUUGUUUAGUACCUUAUUAUAGAAGAUAAUAUUUUCAUGCUAGUGGUUCUGUAUUAAAACAGAAAAAUAGAUACUCUGUUUGUCCUGUAGUACAUAAGACUUGCCACAAGAUGGGGAUGUUGUUCUCCACAAUGUGGAAAUUCUCUGUUCCUCCUAGCCUUUUCGGUUUGGAGUUUUUGCAGACAUGUGACUGAUCAUAUGUGAGAAAUGGAAGUGUGGCUGGCAGCUCGCACAGCUCAGUGGGUUAGCACAUGAAGGACCAGAGCAGGGAGUGUGUGCUUUUAAUUUAGGGUUGUUUGAAAGCUAGUUUGUCGAUUUAAAUUAGAAUGUCAACCACUGACUACACAAAUAUUUGUGCAACAUAUGACAAACGCAUACCUUGUGCAGCUCUCAGGUGUCCUGUAUUUGGUUUAGGGGAUUCCUGCAUGUCAAUAAAGGACUGCAGCAACUGCUACAUGAAAUGCAUACAAAUCACAGAUAUUUCAGCACCUUUACCAUCAGUGAUGUCAUUUAUUUGAAUAGGCUCCCAUCUUUGUCAUACAAAUCACACACACCUUUUACAAGCACAAAUGUGUUGUGGUAUUGGAUGCCCUUUUUAACACCAAACAUUUGUCUAUAUCAGCUUCAUGGGGUUUUGUAUAAUAUUUGGUAUUGAUUUGGUACAUUGGGCCGAUGCAUAAUUAAUUAGUUACCACUUGUAUUAUUCUAGAGAGAUGUUUAGUGCCCUUGGAACUGAUCCUUGAUCAGACUCACUUAACAAUUACAAGAAUACUGUUACAAUAAUGAACUAUAGUCCUACAGGUCACCAAGACCCAAAACCUGACAUCAUCUCCAACCAGAUAUAUUUUUUUAUUUUUUGAACUUUUUUUUUUUUUUACCUCCCCAGUACAUAGUCAGAUAUGGAAUGUGUUUGUUGGUUUCUUCUCGGUUUUAAUAGUUGCAGACUUAACAGAGCCCUGGGCUGUCCUACAUGUUUAUAACAUAGUUUGUGUUAAGCCUUGCCUUGGUCUAUGAAAAGCCAGUGUAUUAAUUAUAUUUAUUUUUAAUAUGUUCUUAACAUGGUGCUUCAAUAUAACUUAAUUUUUGAUUGUACUAAAUUUAAUGUAUAUUACUGUUUUUUUAAUAUCUACAAUUCAGAUGUCUUUUAUUUCUGGUAUGUCUUGUAUGGCCAUCCUGUUUGUUACUUAGGACAUUUGAGAUAAAUUUUAAAUUGUAAUGUUCAACUGUAAAAUUGUAAAAAAUGAAAUUAAUGCAAUUAAAAUGAAAUGAUUUUAAAUAAA